AUGAUGUUGAAAAGAAAUAAAGCAAAUGUUGUAAAUAAUACUGAAGUAGCUGAAGUUAAACAAACUCCGACACCAUCGCCAAAACCAACGCCUUCACAAACAACACCUUCAAUGACUCCUGAACCUAUGGAAUUACAAACUCCUGUUCAAAAGUCAACUCCAAAACCGACUCCAACAUUUAAACCAGAACCUACACCACAAAUAAAUCGUAAAACUCCUGCGUUUCCUUACUGA
Molecule: messenger RNA, 234 nt
Organism: Trichomonas vaginalis G3
Lineage: Eukaryota; Parabasalia; Trichomonadida; Trichomonadidae
Product: kinase C, putative-related family
Exons: 1
Coding region: 1-234 (77 amino acids)
Source: RefSeq, a predicted model, not a curated record